This is a messenger RNA of Sus scrofa (pig), 993 nucleotides long. The record is from RefSeq and is a predicted model, not a curated record. NCBI's taxonomy places the organism in Eukaryota, Metazoa, Chordata, Mammalia, Artiodactyla, Suidae.
CCAAAGAAAUACAAGAUAAUCUCUUUCAAAGGUUGUAUGACACAAAUAUGCUUCAUCCACAUCAUGGGAGGAGUGGAGAUGGUAUUACUCAUGGCCAUGGCAUUUGACAGGUACACAGCAAUCUGUAAGCCUCUUCACUACUUGAACAUCAUGAGUCCUAAAAUAUGUGAUUCCUUUGUCAUCACUGGCUGGGUGAUUGUGGUGAUUCAUGCUAUGUCUCAAUUUGCUUUCAUUAUAAACUUGCCCUUCUGUGGGCCUAACAAAGUUGACAGCUUUUAUUGUGAUUUUCCCAGGAUCAUAAAACUUGCAUGCACAGACGGAGCCAGGUUUGAGUUUAUUGUUGCUGCCAACAGUGGCUUCAUGAGUAUGGGAACCUUCUUUCUGCUAAUCCUUUCCUACAUCUUCAUUUUGGUUACUGUCUGGAACCGUUCUUCGGGAGACUUAUCCAAGGCAUUAGUCACUUUGUCAGCUCACAUCACUGUGGUGGUCCUGUUUUUCACUCCAUGAAUGUUUCUCUAUGUAUGGCCUUUUCCCAGAUCAUCAGUUGAUAAAUAUCUGUUCAUUGUUGACUUUAUUAUUACCCCUGUCUUGAACCCUACCAUAUAUACAUUAAGAAACAAAGACAUGAAGGUAGCUAUAAAAAGACUGAAUAAAUGGGGACACUACAUCAGAUUUUGUUAACUGGAUCUGAGUUUGGACUUCUAAAACUCUACAUCCAUCUGCCCUAUGGACAUCUCCGCUAGGCAUUUGACAUUUAACAUGGCCAGAUCUGCACAUGGCAUCUACCUAGUUGAACAGACUUCUGCUAUGCUGUAGGGCAUCUACUCAUUGCCUUAAGUACCAUGGGAAAAGGGAAUCCACCAUAAAGCAGACUAUUUUAGUAUGCACUACUGCUAAUUACUAAAUAGCAUUAUUAAAAAUGGGAUUAUCUUGACAAUAGGAGAAAUAUAAUAACAUCUCUUCUGCUUUCCAUUAAGUUUGUGAAUAAACCAU